AGUUUUUAUAUUUUUUUUUCCAGUUGGCUCUUCCCUUUUCUCUCCACAAGAGAUUGUUUCCCUCGGUUUCAUACGUCGUAUUUUCUGUUUAAGAAACACACACGGUCUACAUUCCCUCGGUACAAAAUCCUUGAAGUAACCAUGGAAGCACUUGCGCGUCAGUCCCAUAAGCUCUGUCCUUAUUUUAAGCAUAGCUCUGCUCAGGCCAUCCGUGCCAUCGAUGGCUCAUCUCUCUCGGCCCAGGCUGUUAGAUGUCCUGUGAUGGGACCAGCGCUGGAGUCGAAACGCUCCUACGUUUCCUCGUCCAAGCCUGCAAAAGCUCAGGUUGCCACUGCGGAGGUUGAGGAGACCGAUUUCUACCCUGUAGAGCAUGCCUCUAACGAGGCUUCCUUUGACUACCAAGGUCUGUUCGAGUCUGAAGUUGUUAAGAAGAGAGAUGACAACUCUUACAGAUUCUUCAACAAUAUCAACAGAUUGGCCAAACAGUUCCCUAUGGCCCAUCGUGCAGUUGAAGAGGAUAAGGUCACCGUCUGGUGUUCAAACGACUACCUCGCAAUGUCCAAGAACGAGCAGGUUAUCGAUGUCAUGGCAAAGGCCUUGCAAAAAUACGGUGCAGGUGCAGGUGGUACACGUAACAUUGCCGGCCACAACAAACAUGCCAUCAACUUGGAGUCUGAGCUUGCUGCUUUGCACAAGAAGGAGGCAGCUUUGGUGUUUUCAUCAUGUUAUGUUGCCAACGAUGCUGUGUUGUCCCUUUUGGGUCAAAAGAUGAAGGACCUUGUUAUCUUCUCCGAUGAAAUGAACCACGCAUCCAUGAUUGUUGGUAUUCAACACUCUAAGGCUAAGAAGGAGAUAUUCAAGCACAACGAUUUGCAAGAUUUGGAGGAGCGUUUGGCUAAGUAUCCAAAGUCUACUCCAAAGGUGAUUGCGUUCGAGUCGGUUUACUCCAUGUCUGGUUCAGUAUCCGACAUUCCAAAGAUCUGUGAUUUGGCUGAGAAGUACGGUUGUAUCACUUUCUUGGAUGAGGUCCACGCUGUUGGAUUGUACGGUCCACACGGUGCUGGUGUUGCUGAGCACUAUGAUUUUGAAGCGCACAGAGCUUCUGGUAUCCGUUCCCCAGACUUCAAAACCACUCUGGACCGUGUUGAUAUCAUCACCGGUACUUUGGGUAAAUCUUUCGGUACCGUCGGUGGUUAUGUUGCUGCCAACAGAGCUAUCGUUGAUUGGUUACGUUCUUAUUCCCCUGGUUUCAUCUUCACUACUUCCCUUCCUCCAGCGGUCAUGGCUGGUGCCGCUGAAGCUAUCCGUUACCAAAGAUCGUACUUGAAGGAUAGACAAUUGCAACAAAUCCACACAACCUACGUUAAGGAUCAAUUGGAAGCCAUUGGCGUUCCAGUCAUGCCAAACCCAUCUCACAUUGUUCCAAUUGUCGUUGGUGAUGCAGCCAAGGCCAAAGCCGCGUCUGACUUGUUGAUGAAUAAGCACAAAAUUUACGUUCAAGCCAUCAACUUCCCAACUGUUCCUCGUGGAACUGAACGUUUGAGAAUUACACCAACUCCAGGACAUCACCAGGAGUUGUCUGAUAUCUUGAUCGAAGCUGUUGAGGACGUUUACAAGACCUUGGAUCUUCCAAGAAUCUCUGAUCUUGAAGCUAGAGGUGGAUUGUGUAACGUUGGUGUUGAAGGUUACGUCCCAGAGACAAACUUGUGGACUGAACAACAAUUGUCUUACACUCAAGAGGAUUUGAACAAAAACGUUUUCAACCCAAUCAUUGAGCAAUUGGAAGUGUCCUCUGGUGUUAAAGCUUAAGGAUGACCUUU
This is a messenger RNA of Williopsis jadinii, 1820 nucleotides long. RefSeq names its product 5-aminolevulinate synthase (gene HEM1). Gene Ontology annotation, cellular component: mitochondrion. The coding region runs from base 142 to 1809 and encodes 555 amino acids. Gene Ontology annotation, biological process: heme biosynthetic process. Gene Ontology annotation, molecular function: 5-aminolevulinate synthase activity; pyridoxal phosphate binding. The transcript has a single exon. NCBI's taxonomy places the organism in Eukaryota, Fungi, Ascomycota, Saccharomycetes, Phaffomycetales, Wickerhamomycetaceae. The record is from RefSeq and is a predicted model, not a curated record.